Durusdinium trenchii is the source of this 795-nucleotide messenger RNA. Lineage: Eukaryota; Dinophyceae; Suessiales; Symbiodiniaceae. The record is from the annotation of a GenBank genome assembly.
AUGUCCCAACAAGUCACAACCAUCAUUGCUUGGUAUAAAGACUAUGCAAAACAAUCCACCAAUCUACCCAUGAAUUGGCUAUCAUUGGCUCAAGUUCAGGGCUCCCUUCCAGGGCUAUCAUUGCUCAGGACUGGCACGGAGGCCUGCCGCUUUGACCGGUCCACUGGCAUGCCAAUCUGGCACACCGAUGGGACCUACCGGCCACGGCCGCCCACGGGCUCGGCCUUGUAUGCGAUCCAAGUCCCUCCGACGGGGGGCGACACGUGCUUCGCCGAUGCCUCCCGGGCCUUUGAGACGUUGCCCAUUGACACGCAGCGGAGGCUGGAAGGCCUGGAAGCGGUGUGUAGCCAGGCACAUCACGAUGCCCUCCACAACGUGAAGAAGCCAGGCACAUACACCUUGAUGAGCCCUGAGCAACGCAUGCAGAUGCCUUUGAUGGCUGUGCCACUGGUGCUCACGCACCCGGAGACCCAACGAAAAUCUCUCUAUGGAUUCUCGGCAAGGAGCCAACAGCAGCGUCUUUCGGCUUCAGUCGAUGAACUCUCCAGCGCCUCCAUCCGAGCCUACGAAGAUCCUUCUGUGGAUGAACUGCGCUCCUUGCUUCCGCAUGCCACAGGGCCAGAACUUGUGAUACGUUGGCAUUGGGACGUCGGUGACCUGGUCGUUUGGGACAACCGGUGCACUAUGCACUGCGCCACAGGAUUUGACCACCAGACCUUUGUGCGGGAGAUGUGGCGAACUACCUUUCAUGACAUGUCUUGGCAGCCACCUGUGCGCCAACUGUCACGCGAGUGA